Molecule: messenger RNA, 1219 nt
Organism: Anthonomus grandis grandis
Lineage: Eukaryota; Metazoa; Arthropoda; Insecta; Coleoptera; Curculionidae
Product: LSM12 homolog A-like
Exons: 4
Coding region: 105-668 (187 amino acids)
Molecular function (GO): RNA binding
Source: RefSeq, a predicted model, not a curated record
GCAUAUGUCUGUCGCUUUUGACAGUGACAACUGCAACUUUUAGCUUUUGUUGCUUUUAAUUUUUUUUGUAAAUUCGAUAAAAGUUUUUAAUUGUUUAAACUGAAAUGGCAGGCGUAAAUGAUCUGUUUACUUUAGGGAGUGUUGUGUGGUGCAGGACCUGUUAUAACACGGAAGUGGAGGGCGAAGUCAUGGCCUUCGAACCCCUUAAUAAAAUGCUGAUUUUGAAAUGUGCCUCCACAAAUGGCGACUCCAAAUUAAAUGAUGUACAGUUUAUAAACCUUUCCUUUGUCAGCGAGUUACAAGUUAAAAAAGAAGGAGCCCCUUAUUAUGAUCUACCAAACAACCUAAAUUUGCAAAGGCUAAACACAAGAAUAAGAAAUCAAGUAGAAGAGAAAAAGAGGAUGAUCCAAGCCAUCUCAGCAAAUGUCUCUACUGAAGGACAAACCUUAUUUAUAGCACUUUCCAAAAUGAUUGUGGGGCAAGUGCGAUGGAGGAACUCUGAUAUUAGUGUUUGGAAUCAAGAAGUGACCAUUAGUCCUCCCUAUCAAUUAGCAAAUGUAAGAGGAAAUGCAAAUAGUCGAGAAUUUAAAUACAUUUUAAAAUUGGUUGAAAAACAUUUGCAAGAUCUGAGCUUGACCACUCAAGAACAGAGCAGGUCGCCGCAAUAAUUUUUAGGAUAUGAAAAAUGUAAAAGGUAAUUUCACUAAAGGCAAACCAGCCAAUGUGUCUUUUUCCCAUUUCACUUUCAAAUCCUUGAGAUGAACUUGUCCGGUUUGCCUUUUUGUAUAAUUGAACAAAACAGUCCGUGUGAAAAUUGGCUUAGAACAAAGGUUCACCAUCCAUGUCUCUAGGAAUUCUCACAUGCCUCCUGUUUUAUCUAUAGAUUUUCAUUGUUAUUCUUUUUUCUGAUUUUGAACUAAACUGAUUAGCUCAAAAACAUUCCAUAUUAUCUUAUUUUAUUCAGUUUUUGAAUGGUUCAUACUUUUUUGAUCAUAUCACUGAAUUUACAUUGUGACCGAAAAUGUAUAGUUUAUGUAAUAUUGGCCCUUUGUAAUUUUAAGUAAAUUUUUUUUCUAAUUGUUAAGCCUCAAUAGUUUUAUAUAAUAUAUGAAUCAUUUUAGUUCAUCAUCAUUGGUCAUUUUAUUGAUUUUUGUUAAAUAAAUUAGGAUCUAUAGUAAGGUAUUUAUUUUAUACUAAAUAAAUUGAUUUUUUCCCUUUA